AUGCACUCUGCUCAACUUCGUCGACGGAUAGCCAAGAUGGACGAGUCUGCUCGUCGACUCGAAAAAGACAACUCUCCUGAUGACCCUAAAAAGCAAUUGGAAGAUCCUACGCUAGAACAACUCCGGCUUGCAAGUUUUAAAAGCCGAAGUCGAGCGUCUGCCAUAGGGCGAGGGAGAGUACAGGCAAUAGUAUCGGCAAUCGCAAUCGGGUUUUUAUUGCUUCUAAUUAGGACGCAAAAAUCGAAAGAGCCCCCAUCAGCUUAUGCUCUCUGUAGUGCUCAUGGAGAACGUAACAUUUGGACAGUGGACGAAAGUAAUGCAAGAGCAGAGUGUAUGGUCAUCAACGGAAAGUUUAUAGCCGAUAUUGGAUCCGUAGAUGACAUUCGCCGGCGCUGGGGAGAUCGUGCUACCACCGGCCCCGUAGCGGGUGCUCCCGACGUGAGCCGCAAACGUGGACUUAAAUUUAUAUAUCUAGAAAAGGGGCAGGCCGCGUAUCCAGGCUUCCACGAUGCGCAUGCUCAUGUAUUGCAAUGGGGAUGGGCUAGCCAACUCCCGCUUCGAGGCUCACAAACAAUCGAAGAAAUCCUAAGCAAAAUCAGACUAUACGUCGAAAGCUCCCCCUUGGAACCUGGGGCCUGGAUUGAGGGGCAAGGAUGGGAUCAAACGCUAUGGGGCGGCGCGUUCCCCACCGCUGCGGACCUAGACCAGGACCCGCUACUCAGAGAUAAACCCAUUGUGCUGGCUCGUACAGACGUUCACGCUUAUUGGGUGUCUAAGGAAGUCAUUCGUCGGCUCGGACCCCUGCCGGACAAAGUUGAUGGAGGGGAGAUCAUUCGAGAUGCCGAUGGAAAUCCUACCGGUAUCUUUCUAGAUAAUGCUAUGGCGCUCAUUGACGACGCCAAACCACAAUGGACGGACGCUCAGAGGCUUAGAUUCUUUAGGCGUACAGUCAAGGAUGCACUGGCUGUUGGCCUUACCACCAUCCAUGACGCAGCUACCUAUGUUCCUGACAUUGAGAUGGCUAUCGAAGGUAAACUUCCGCUGCGACUCUACCUCAUGGGCCAUGUCCUCUCAGAUACCUACUGGGGCGCUCAACUUCCAAAUAUUACCGCUGCCGAAUCUGCAGACGGUCGAUUGAUGCUUCAGGCCGUAAAGAUAUUCGGGGAUGGCGCGCUCGGGUCUUGGGGCUCUGCAUUGUUGGAGCCGUACUCGGACAAACCAGAUACCACGGGUAUCCUCAGGAGUAGCCCAGACGUACUACGAACUCUUAUUGCCGAUUUCUAUAAGAACGGUUGGCAAGUGAACACUCAUUGCAUAGGAGACCGAGCAAAUAAGAUCGUCCUGGACGCAUACGAGGAGGCACUGAAAAGCUCUACCGAUACGGACCGCCGCCUGCGAAUCGAACACGCUCAAAUAUUGACUCAAGAGGAUUUGAAACGCAUGGGGCGACUGGGAGUGAUCGCGAGCGUCCAGCCAACUCAUGCUACCAGCGACAUGGGGUACGCUGAAACCCGUUUGGGACCUGAACGGAUCAAGGGCGCUUAUGCGUGGAGAACUCUUAUUGAGAAUGGAGCCACCGUCACUACUGGAUCCGAUUUCCCUGUCGAGGGUAUCAACCCACUUCUGGGCUUCUAUGCGGCCGUCACCCGACUCGCCCCAGACGGAACAUCGCCACAUGGCCCUGGAGGAUGGUACCCUGAACAACGAAUGACUCGACAUGAAGCUCUCCGCGGAAUGACUUUGCAUGCAGCCUAUGCAAGUUUCCAAGAACAUAAAGUCGGACGAAUCGUCAAGGGCCUUCGGGCAGAUGUGACGGUGCUGUCUCAGGAUAUCAUGACUGUUCGUGUAGACGAAAUUUUGGGAACUGGGGUUGUUGCGACUAUUAUUGACGGGCGAGUUGUAUACGGCGGGUUAAAGUUGUGA
This is a messenger RNA of Rhizoctonia solani, 1923 nucleotides long. Its product is annotated as amidohydrolase family protein. The coding region runs from base 1 to 1923 and encodes 640 amino acids. The record is from RefSeq and is a predicted model, not a curated record. NCBI's taxonomy places the organism in Eukaryota, Fungi, Basidiomycota, Agaricomycetes, Cantharellales, Ceratobasidiaceae. The transcript is spliced from 16 exons. Gene Ontology annotation, molecular function: hydrolase activity, acting on carbon-nitrogen (but not peptide) bonds.